CGGAUGCAGGACCCACGGCUGGGGGCGCGUGAGGGAUCCCUGGCCUGGCAGUCCUGGCAGCUGUCCCCACUCUAGGCAGCUGAAGCAAGCCCUGCUGCGGGAGUGAGUGAAGGGGACCACUCCCUCUCCUGCAGAGCGCCCAGUGGCAGCCCAGCUGGCUCCUCUGGGGGCCACAAGAACUGCCCCCCCCCAUGCUCUCACUCCUCCCCCUAAGACUUCCUCAGAGCCCUGCUCCAGCUCAGGGAGGGUCCCAGAGGCCUCUCUUCUCAGAGCUCCUGCAAGGUAGGGAUGCCCAGGAGGUACACGUGAGAAGACGCACCCAGGCUCAGCAGCCCCGCUCUGCCUGGUGAGCCUGCUGCUGCCUGCCCUCGGCCUGGCCGCCCCUGUGUCACCUGCUGAGCCCAUUCGCCAAGCCUACAGCUUGGCGCUGUACAUGCAAAAGAACACGUCCACACUGCUGCACACCUACCUCCAGCACCAGGGCAGCCCCUUCAGUGACCCUGGCUUCUCAGCGCCUGAGCUUCAGCUCAGCAGUCUUCCUCCUGCCGCCAUCUCCUUCAAGAUCUGGCAUGCCCUGGAUGACGGGGAGCGGCUGAGCCGUGCCCAGGAGGCCUUCUUGGCCUUGAGUCAGCACCUGCAACUGGUGGGAGACGACCAGAGCGACCUGAAUCCUAACAGCCCCGUCCUGCUGGCACAGCUCAAUGCUGCGAGACUCAGGGCGCAAGGCCUGCUGGGCAACAUGGCUACGAUCUCCACGGCCCUGGGGCUGCCAGUGCUCAAGGAAGAGGACACACUUGGGCUUGUUCCCUUCGGGGCUUCCGCCUUCGAGAGGAAAUGUCGGGGCUACGUGGUGACCCGGGAGUAUGGUCACUGGACAGACCGAGCAGUGAGGGACCUGGCUCUGCUCAAGGCCAAAUAUGCAGCCUAGAGGGACAGGACCUUGGGCCGGAGCUCAGCACUUCCUCUCUCUCACAGUGGACUCUGUCCGGCCUGGCUUCCCAGCUCAAGAGGAAGGCACACCUUGUGUGACACAAGGAGCUGUGGGAUGGGUCUUUAUGACUAUUUCCUGGGCAGUCAGGGCCUGCCUGGCCCAGAUGUAUGUGGGUCUUCAUUUUGAGACCAUUUUGCUGGUUAGUAAUCCCUUGUAAUCCUGGUUGGCAAAAUGUGCCUCCUCUGAGGCUUCCUGGGCUGUCUCCCUUCCCCUAACCCCAGUAAUCCUCAUCCUCGAAUUUUAGAGAUGUCCAGGGGAUAACUUCCUGUCUCCAUCUACCUCACUUCCUGUGUGAAGAUAGGGCUUUUCUUCUGGCUGGAGUUCUUUCUUUGGCUAGUCUACCUCUUGGCGGCCAUGGCCCCACUUUGUGCCUGCAGGGGCUUCACUUCCUGGUCUCUGGAAGUCCAAUCCCCGAUGUACCGAGGGUCCACGCCACACCUGUUUUCUGUUCUGGCCACAGACAGAUGGCCAUCCCCUCUCGAAUCUCACAGUGCCCUUUGGGACAGGUCUCAGGAACCAGACAGCCCCUCUCCCAUCCUCAAAGCCGUCUGUACAGGUAAAGUUCCCUUUGCUUUUCUCUUUAAACAUUUUAUUUACAAAAGCAUUAAUUUAUUCUCAGAAAUAAAACCCUUCUAAGGUGCCACUUUUUUUUUUUUUUGGUCACUCUUUAUAAGACCCAGGUUGGAGGUGGUGGGGUAGAGUACA
Messenger RNA from Ochotona princeps (American pika), 1696 nucleotides. Its product is annotated as cardiotrophin-2. The record is from RefSeq and is a predicted model, not a curated record. The transcript is spliced from 4 exons. Bases 434 to 928 code for a protein of 164 amino acids. NCBI's taxonomy places the organism in Eukaryota, Metazoa, Chordata, Mammalia, Lagomorpha, Ochotonidae.